AUGCCCGACCUAACGCCAGCCCCGAGCACGGCCGUCGCCCGCGCCGCGGCGGCCGGGGACGCCGCGGCCCUGGAGAGGGCGCUGGAGGCCGCGCCCGCGGAGGAGAGCUCCGUGUCCGGCUCCGCGGCCGUCGACGUCAACGCGCGCGGCUACCUGGAGGCCACGGCGGUGUCGCGGGCUGCGCGCCAGGGCCACGUGUCGGUCCUGGAGUGCCUGCUGCAGGCUGGCGCGGACCCUGACAUUCCCAACAUGAAGAGCCAGUACCCGCUGCACUUUGCGGCCUUCAACCUGAGACUGGCGGCCGUGGGCGUGCUCCUGAGGCACGGCGCCUCGACGUUCGUGCUGGACCGCAAGGGGCGGACUCCCGCCGAAGACACCAGCAGCGAGCAGAUCCGCGACGCGAUCCUGGCUGCGCGUGUGGGCGCGGCGUGA
Prorocentrum cordatum is the source of this 432-nucleotide messenger RNA. The record is from the annotation of a GenBank genome assembly. Lineage: Eukaryota; Dinophyceae; Prorocentrales; Prorocentraceae.